Messenger RNA from Gastrolobium bilobum, 1525 nucleotides. Its product is annotated as serine/threonine-protein phosphatase PP-X isozyme 2. The transcript has 8 exons. The record is from RefSeq and is a predicted model, not a curated record. Gene Ontology annotation, cellular component: cytoplasm; nucleus. Lineage: Eukaryota; Viridiplantae; Streptophyta; Magnoliopsida; Fabales; Fabaceae. Gene Ontology annotation, molecular function: protein serine/threonine phosphatase activity. The coding region runs from base 124 to 1041 and encodes 305 amino acids. Gene Ontology annotation, biological process: double-strand break repair via homologous recombination; peptidyl-serine dephosphorylation.
AAGAAGCAGAAGCAGGUUACAGGCGGAGAGUGAGUGUCUCACAUUGAGAUUCGGUGGAAGGAAGAAGAAGGAAGGGAUUCUAGAGAGAGAGAGAAAGAGAGAAAGAGAGAAAGAGAAAGAGUGAUGUCAGACCUAGACAGGCAAAUAGAGCAGCUGAAGAAAUGUGAGCCUCUGAAGGAGUCUGAGGUGAAAGCUCUUUGUCUCAAAGCCAUGGAAAUCCUCGUCGAAGAAAGCAACGUUCAAAGGGUCGACGCCCCCGUCACCAUAUGUGGUGAUAUCCAUGGCCAGUUUUAUGACAUGAAAGAGCUUUUCAAAGUAGGAGGUGAUUGCCCCAAAACAAACUAUUUAUUUCUUGGGGAUUUUGUUGAUAGAGGAUUUUACUCAGUUGAGACCUUUCUGCUUCUGCUGGCUCUUAAGGUGAGGUAUCCAGAUCGGAUAACACUCAUCAGGGGGAACCAUGAAAGCCGUCAAAUCACACAGGUAUAUGGAUUCUACGAUGAGUGCCUUCGAAAAUAUGGUUCAGUCAAUGUUUGGAGAUAUUGUACUGAUAUAUUCGACUACUUAAGCUUGUCCGCCCUAAUUGAAAACAGGAUUUUCAGUGUUCAUGGUGGUCUUUCUCCUGCCAUUUCAACAUUGGAUCAGAUACGAACUAUUGAUCGGAAGCAGGAAGUACCUCAUGAUGGUGCUAUGUGUGACCUCCUAUGGUCAGAUCCUGAAGAUAUUGUGGAUGGAUGGGGGCUGAGUCCCCGUGGUGCUGGUUUCUUAUUUGGUGGCAGUGUUGUUACUUCUUUUAACCACUCCAAUAACAUUGACUAUAUUUGCCGUGCUCAUCAGUUGGUAAUGGAAGGAUAUAAAUGGAUGUUCAAUAACCAGAUAGUUACUGUCUGGUCAGCUCCAAAUUAUUGCUACAGAUGUGGUAAUGUAGCUGCAAUUCUGGAGUUGGAUGGGAAUCUUAAUAAGCAGUUCCGUGUGUUUGAUGCUGCUCCACAGGAAUCAAGAGGGGCACCUGCCAAGAAACCAGCGCCAGAUUACUUCCUAUGACACGGAUUUCCUUGUUUCUAUGAUCCAAAUGCUUGAAUUGAUGAAUAUGAGACUUGAAUCAAGGUGAUGAUGAAGUUGUCUGACAUGGGAGGAAUCAGUGAAGGACAAUCAUCAGUUCUGGAGGCAGGUGUUCUGCAUCCCUGUUUCUGCGUCUGCUUGCUUCAUCCAUCUCUAGUAUUAUAGCUGUGUUGGGAAAUAGUAUGUGAUUUGCAAUAUAUGGCUCUAUGUUCAUUCAGAAGCUAUGAUGGACAGAGGGUUUAGAGGGAAAAUGAGGUUUGCAUAUAUGAGAACUUGAUUAGGAAGGAUUUGAUUGGAUCAGGGAAUAUUGGGAGAACUUUCCAUAUAAUCUGUGGAAAAAACCCAAUAGUUGAGUUUUGAUUAUCCGUUUUGGCCAUAAAAGUUUAUGAUAUCUGAUUCAUGUAGUAUGUGUGUAAAUGUAUUAUUGCUCAAAUUUUGCACCUAGUGGUUGUUAGUGGAAUUUUUC